Messenger RNA from Camelina sativa (false flax), 645 nucleotides. RefSeq names its product ubiquitin-related modifier 1 homolog 1-like. Gene Ontology annotation, cellular component: cytoplasm. Gene Ontology annotation, biological process: tRNA thio-modification. The record is from RefSeq and is a predicted model, not a curated record. NCBI's taxonomy places the organism in Eukaryota, Viridiplantae, Streptophyta, Magnoliopsida, Brassicales, Brassicaceae.
ACAGCUACACGAACUCUGGAGAUCGUAUCUCUCACUCUCCGAUUGAAAGACGAAAAACCCUAGAAGAAGAAGAAGAAGAAGAGCUCUCUCGGGUUUGAAUUUUUGGAUUCCUGCAAACCAUCGACGAGGAUGCGAUUGACUCUCGAAUUCGGGGGUGGGUUAGAGCUGCUCUGUGAUUCUGAAAAGAUUCAUAAAGUUAACGUCGAUUUGCCCAAUGGAGCUGCUGCUGCUGAUGAUUUUACUAUGAAGCAUUUGCUUUCAUGGGUUCGUACAAAUCUGAUCAAAGAGAGGCCUGAGAUGUUCAUGAAAGGAGAUACUGUGAGACCUGGGGUUCUUGUGCUAGUCAAUGACUGUGAUUGGGAGCUAAGUGGUCAGCUCGAUACUACCAUCGAAGAAAAAGAUGUUAUAGUUUUCAUUUCUACUUUGCAUGGUGGAUAAAAAUAUCUGAUCACUAGAGCUUUUGUCUAGGAUUAUUUUGCAAAUUGUGAUACUUUGUGUUUGUAAUCUCUACCACUACCCAACGUAAUGUAUUUGUUUACUUGUAGAUUGAUAUUAGAGGUUGUAUCAGUUUAAGAGAUCUGAAUUUGCAUAUCUGUUUGUCACUGAACUGCAGCAAAUUAACAAUUCCGUGAGCUUGGUCUCUUA